AUGUUAUGGGAGUCUACUAGGGAACCCAAAAAUUCGAUCGAGGCGUCUAGCUCUAGGGGUUUGCACUCGAUAGGAAACAAUGUGGCAACCGAUGCCAGAUUUGCGACCCUAACUAAGAGACUUGAAGCUUUGGAGUCUCAUAGUGGCCCUUCAUCUUUGCCUAUGUUCCCGAACUAUAAUGCUCCCCAUCCCGAGAUCCAACAAUCUCAUGAUUUUGAGCAAGUGAACGCGAUGUUCCAACCCAAGCCUAGAAAUGAUCCUUUUGCACCGACUUACAACCCCGGGUGGAAGAAUCACCCGAAUUUCUCGUGGAACCAAGGGUCGGGUAAACAAGUAGAGACCCACGUUGGUGAGAACCUUGGUAAGAAAGGGGAUUCGACUUCUAACCCAAGUCCACCCCGCACUACCAUUAAUCAUGACAAACCCGAGUGUUCAAAAGCCCGUGAGGAGUCAAGUGACCCAAACCCGGAACCGAAUUCCGAGUCGCAAAGUGAAGUAGUCUAUAAAGCACGAGUCCCUUACCCACAAAGACUUAUUUCACCUAAGCAAUCGGCUCAAAUGGAGAAGAUUUUGGAAGUGUUUAAGCAAGUCAAGGUCAACAUACCCCUUUUAGAUGCAAUUCAACAAAUUCCGUCAUAUGCUAAGUGUCUUAAGGAGUUAUGCACCCAUAAGAGAACUAACCAUGUCCCUAAGAAAGCUUUCCUUACAUCUCACAUUAGUUCGAUUCUCUCAAACCAAAUUCCCGUGAAAUACAAGGACCCCGGUUGUCCUACAAUUUCAUGUGUCAUAGGAGAAACUUUUGUGGAUAAGGCGUUACUUGAUUUAGGGGCUAGUGUUAAUCUCCUUCCAUAUUCUGUCUACCAAGCCUUAGCAACCGGUGACAUUCCCUCGACAUGGUCCAAGAAUGAUAAAGCCAAGUUCUUUUCUCAAGUGAAACAUUUCUUUUGGGAUGACCCGUAUCUCUUUAAACAUUGUCCCGAUCAAAUCAUUAGGAGGUGUGUCCCAAAUAGUGAGUCUUGUAAUAGGUGUCAACAUUUAGGAAGAAUCACUAGGAGAAACAUGAUGCCUAUGAGCCCAAUCCUUGUUAUAGAGCUCUUUGAUGUGUGGGGCAUAGAUUUCAUGGGCCCAUUUCCUAGUUCAUUUGGCCACCUUUACAUCCUUCUCGCGGUUGAUUACGUUUCCAAGUGGGUAGAAGCCAUCCCGACCCGGUCCAAUGACAACAAAGUUGUCCUUCGCUUCCUUAAAGAGAAUAUCUUUUCUCGAUUUGGCACACCUAGGGCUAUCAUUAGUGACCAAGGGACGCAUUUCAAGAACCGUCAAUUCGAGUCACUUCUUAAGAAGUACUCCAUCACUCAUAGGCUUGCUACCCCUUAUCAUCCUCAAACUAGUGGUCAAGUAGAGGUUUCAAACCGGCAAAUUAAGCAAAUUCUAGAGAAGACGGUCAACUCAAAUAGGAAAGAUUGGUCAACCAAGUUGAUAGAUGCCUUAUGGGCCUAUCGGACCGCUUUUAAGACCGUCUUAGGAAUGUCUCCUUAUAGACUCGUGUAUGGUAAAGCUUGCCAUUUGCCGGUUGAGCUAGAGCAGAGGGCUAUGUGGGCCAUUAGAGAAUUGAACUUCGACUUACCCACCGCCGGUAGUCAUCGGAAGUUGCAAUUGACCGAGUUGGACGAACUUAGAAAUGAUGCCUACGAAAACGCUAAAAUUUACAAAGAGAGAACUACGGCUUUCCAUGAUAAGACCAUCUUGAGAAAAUCAUUUUCUCCCGGCCAAAAAGUUCUUCUCUACAACUCUAGGCUUCAUUUGUUUCCCGGUAAGUUGCGUUCUAGAUGGGACGGUCCUUACAUUGUUCAAGUUGUAUUUCCUCACGGUGCUGUUGAAAUUCAGGAUCCUAAAAAUGGUAAUGUUUUCAAAGUUAAUGGUCAACGUCUUAAACCAUUUUUAGAAUUGCCUGUUGAUUCGGAGGAAGAGGUCAUCCACCUCAUCAACCCUUGA
Daucus carota subsp. sativus is the source of this 1992-nucleotide messenger RNA. RefSeq lists its product as uncharacterized. The coding region runs from base 1 to 1992 and encodes 663 amino acids. The transcript is spliced from 4 exons. Gene Ontology annotation, biological process: DNA integration. Gene Ontology annotation, molecular function: nucleic acid binding. NCBI's taxonomy places the organism in Eukaryota, Viridiplantae, Streptophyta, Magnoliopsida, Apiales, Apiaceae. The record is from RefSeq and is a predicted model, not a curated record.